Messenger RNA from Dendronephthya gigantea, 1635 nucleotides. RefSeq names its product acetyl-coenzyme A transporter 1-like. Gene Ontology annotation, molecular function: acetyl-CoA transmembrane transporter activity. Lineage: Eukaryota; Metazoa; Cnidaria; Anthozoa; Malacalcyonacea; Nephtheidae. Bases 23 to 1567 code for a protein of 514 amino acids. The record is from RefSeq and is a predicted model, not a curated record. The transcript is spliced from 6 exons. Gene Ontology annotation, cellular component: membrane.
GAGCGUAAUUACUCUGUGAAAGAUGGUUUCACGAAGGACCGUUAUACAGCAAGUCAGUGUUGAUGAGCCGGAAGGUGCUUCACAAAACACAUCACCAGACGAGAAAAUACAACAAGACCGUGGAAGCAUUGCAUUGUUAUUAUUGCUGUAUAUUUUACAAGGCAUUCCCCUGGGUCUUACAGGCAGUAUUCCACUUAUAUUGCAAAGUAGGCAUGUGGCUUACAAAGACCAAGCUAUGUUUAGUUUUGCAUUCUGGCCAUUCAGCGUUAAGCUCUUGUGGGCACCUAUAGUCGACUCUGUUUUCUCAAGGCGAAUGGGUCGACGAAAAUCUUGGCUUAUACCAACACAGUAUCUUAUUGGUCUGUUCAUGAUUGUGUUAUCAUGGGAAGCAGAUACUUUGUUGGGUCAUGACAGUAAAGAUAGUCCAAUUAAUGUUUAUAAACUAACAGCUUUAUUUUUCUCCUUGUGUUUUCUGGCUGCAACACAAGAUAUUGCAACUGAUGGCUGGGCACUAACCAUGCUCUCAUCAAGGAAUGUUGGAUAUGCUUCAACCUGUAAUUCAGUAGGGCAAACCGCUGGUUAUUUCAUGGGAAAUCUUUGUUUUUUGGCAUUAACAUCUCCUGCACUGGCUAACAAAUACCUUAGAUCUACCCCCCAGGAAACUGGCAUUAUAAAAAUAUCUGAGUUCUUGUUGUGUUGGGGAUUGAUAUUUGUUGUAACAACAACAUUGGUCUGGAUUUUCAAACAUGAGAAAGACCUAAGAAAUAAUGAGGAUGUUGUUAAACGUGAUGUAUCAGCUGCCUACAAGACUGCUUGGAAGAUUGUCUGUUUACCAAAUGUCCAGCAACUUAUGAUAAUACUUUUCACUAUUAAGAUGGGUUUUGCUGUCACAGAUGCUGCAACUGGUCUCAAACUCAUUGAAGCAGGAGUGCCAAAGGAAACACUGGCAAUGUUGGCAGUCCCAAUGAUCCCAAUACAAAUCACGCUACCUUGGAUAAUUAGUCGAUAUGCUACCGGGCCAAGACCUUUAGAUAUUUCCCUCAAAGCAAUGCCUUUACGGUUGUUAAUGUCUAUUGUGUUUUGUUUAUGUGUUUGGUGGGCACAUCAUGUACGUGCUCCUGGUGAACAUGACUUUCCUACAUAUUUCUAUAUUGUCCUAUUGUUAUUCUAUGCUUUACACCAGGUAACAGCAAACUGCAUGUUUGUUUCGGCAAUGACAUUCUUUGCACGCGUGAGUGACCCAGCCGUGGGUGGAACGUAUAUGACUUUGCUUAACACACUGAGUAAUCUUGGUGGAGUAUGGACCAGCACAACUGCUCUUUGGUUUGUUGAUGUUUUAACAUGGAAAUCUUGUAUUGGAACUACUAAUACUACUGAUGUUAGCUGCAAUACAAAACUUGAUGAAAAGUUGUGUAUGGAUUCUGGUGGAACUUGCAUAACAGAUAUUGAUGGAUAUUAUAUUGAAACUGUAAUAUGUGUUUGCAUUGGAUUUUUAUGGUUGAGAUGGAAACGAAAUACAACAAAAAAACUGCAAGAUCAACAUCCAAGCACUUGGAAAACAUCUUAACAGACCAUAUUUUAAAACCUUAGAGCUUAUAACUGAUUUAAAUAAUAAAAUUAGUGUUAUACACUUUU